Molecule: messenger RNA, 1261 nt
Organism: Fimicolochytrium jonesii
Lineage: Eukaryota; Fungi; Chytridiomycota; Chytridiomycetes; Spizellomycetales; Powellomycetaceae
Product: mitochondrial glycoprotein
Exons: 3
Coding region: 92-883 (263 amino acids)
Biological process (GO): cytosolic ribosome assembly
Cellular component (GO): mitochondrial matrix
Source: RefSeq, a predicted model, not a curated record
GCAAAGAAGGUCCCAACUUGUUGACAUUUUCCUACCCCCAGUCCCUCACCAAACCGUCGCAGAUCUCCCACAACCAACAGCAACAUUCACCAUGCUCUUCCGCGCCAUCACCCGCACGGUCUCCGCCGCCGCCCUCACCCGCCCCCUCCUCGCCCGCUCAGUCGCAGCAGCCGCCCUUGUCCGCCCCGCCGUCGUCUCGGCCUCCCUGCGCCCAUUCUCCUCCACGCCUUCCGCCUUCGCGGCAACCAGCCCUGAAGCCCAGUCCCUCAGCAAAAUUCUGAACAGGGAGCUCGAGCACGAGAAGACGGAGAACCCUGAGGACGCAGCCGCCCCGGAGUUCUUGCAGGAGUUUAAGCAGAACAACAAGGAAUGGGCUGUCAAGGAUGUUGCCGGCAGCAAGGAGAUCAAGCUUGUGCGGACUUUCAACGAUGAGAAAAUCACAAUUCUUUUCAACACAGAUGCGCUCGUAGAGGCUGACGAGCUGGACCUACCCGAAGAAGGAGCAGAAGAGGACGCGGACCGCAGUCUGCCCGUCACUGUCUCUAUCAUCAUCGAGAAGCCCUCCAACCCCUCCGCCGGCGCCCUCGAUAUUACCGCCUCCAUCACCGACGGCGCCUUCUUCAUCGAAGAAGCCUCCUUCCUCCCCUCCACCCAGCUCGCCCACGACGAGACCGCACAAGGCGACUGGCUCCGUCGCAGCAACUACGCCGGCCCCAUCUUUGGCGAUCUCGACGAAGGCGUGCAGGACCAGUUCCACGCGUACCUCGAGGAGCGUGGGAUCAAGGACCAGCUGGCCACGUUCAUUCCGGAGUAUGUGCAGUACAAGGAGCAGCGGGAGUACCAGGCUUGGUUGGAGAAUGUGUCCAAGUUCUUGAAGGAGUAGACGGACAAUCUUGCUCUUCGUGCGGACCGCUUUCCUUGUUGAGUACCGAGCGCUGGGGAUCAUGGCCAGUAAUCGUAACCACUGCUGGAUGACCGCUCUGCACUGCAACCCACAGCCAGGCGGGAGAAUCCUCAUCAAUUCCAGCCUUCGCACAUCCCUACACCGCUACCGCCCUCAAUUAAGGCUGUCAUUGGUCGGACAGCUCCCUCCCGUACCUUCCAUCAAACUGCCACAUAGAUGUAUUCUAGCCUAGUAGGGUAGCAACAACCUCUCCCCCACUCCGGUGGGCCUCUUUUUUAUUUGUAUUUUCUUGCACUCGUGUUCAAUAUUCAUUAUCAUGUACAUUAGAUGAAAUUUUCUCUGGAAUGAACGGCUGGC